Epinephelus fuscoguttatus (brown-marbled grouper) is the source of this 7981-nucleotide messenger RNA. RefSeq names its product neurotensin receptor 1 (high affinity) (gene ntsr1). Gene Ontology annotation, biological process: neuropeptide signaling pathway. The transcript has 4 exons. Gene Ontology annotation, cellular component: plasma membrane. Gene Ontology annotation, molecular function: G protein-coupled neurotensin receptor activity. The record is from RefSeq and is a predicted model, not a curated record. NCBI's taxonomy places the organism in Eukaryota, Metazoa, Chordata, Actinopteri, Perciformes, Serranidae. Bases 89 to 1300 code for a protein of 403 amino acids.
UUUACUCCUGGAUGUGAAAAUCAACAAAUGCCCACUCAGUUUUAACAACCAUACUUUGUGUUUCCAUGUUUUCACAUAUAGAGGCGUAAUGAAUUUAAACUUUACGCUCCCAGGGCACAACUUUGCCGGCUUUGGUGCGCUGGCGCAGAGACUUUUUGAGAAUAACUCACUGUUUCCAUUUGAAAACGCCACCGCCGCUUCCAAGACGGAGGAGGAAGACUUGGAAGUUAACACGGACGUUUACUCCAGGGUGGUCGUCACUGUCAUCUACGCUGCUCUGUUCGCUGUGGGCUCUUUGGGAAACUCCAUCACCCUGUACACCCUGCUGACCAAAAAGACCCUGCAGAACCUCCAGAGCACCGUGCACUACCACCUGGCCAGCCUCGCCGUCUCCGACCUGCUGAUCCUCGUCCUCUCCAUGCCCAUCGAGCUCUACAACUUCAUCUGGUUCCACCACCCAUGGGUGUUCGGGGACGCCGUGUGCAGGGGUUACUACUUCCUCCGGGACAGCUGCUCCUACGCCACAGCGCUCAACAUCGCCAGCCUGAGCGUGGAGCGCUACAUGGCCAUCUGCCACCCGUUCAAAGCCAAGAGCAUCAUGUCUCGCAGCCGCACCAAGAAGCUCAUCAGUGCCAUGUGGAUCGCGUCCUUCGCGCUCGCUGCGCCGAUGCUCUUCGUUAUGGGCCAAGAGUCGCGUCAAGGGGAGAAGAUAUGCACCGCUAUCGUCUCUCCCGUCACCAUCAAGACCGUGCUUCAGAUUAAUGCAUUUCUGUCCUUUGUGAUACCCAUGGUGGCCAUAUCUGCACUGAACGGGGUCAUAGCCAAUCAGUUGCUGCGAAUGUUCCGCGAAGCAGAGCAAGAAAACCGUGUCUGCAUCAUUGGGGGAAAUCCCACCAUGCUGAAUGUCACUGUGGAGCCCAACCGUGCUCAGUCCCUUCGACAUGGAGUUCUUGUUCUCCGAGCGGUGGUCAUAGCCUUCGUGGUGUGCUGGCUGCCCUAUCACGCUCGCCGCCUCAUGUUUUGCUACAUCUCUGAGUGGUCCGAUAACUUGUAUGACUUCUACCACUAUUUCUACAUGCUGACAAACGUCCUGUUUUACGUCAGUUCAGCUAUCAAUCCAAUCCUCUACAACCUGGUGUCGGCCACCUACCGCCAGAUCUUCUUCUCCACGCUGCGCUACUUCUGCGUGCCCUGCCGCCAUACACCCAGGAGGCACCCCCACCCCCUAACCCGCCACUCCAUCAGCAUCUCCAGUAACCAUACCCUCUCCACCAACAUCAUCAAAGAGACGGUAUACUGAUUGAACCGCAAUGGAAUACACUUUCUGAUACUAUAAACCCAUCUGCAGCCACCUUGUGAUUUCUCCACCGGCUUCAUAGAGGAAAUUCUGGAACUGGUUUGGAGACUGUUGGCACAGGUUAAGCCAGCACUGGGAUCACCAUCAUUGUCAUGUGGGGUCAAGUACCCACUCUGAAACCACUGUGAUCUAAUUUUAGAUGCACACUGUAUUAUGUGUUUGUGUGUUGUGUCUUUAUUCAUUUAACAUGAGUUUGUGGGAUUAAAAAAAAAGAAAAAAAGAUUGGUCGAUGAAAGAAAAAAAAGGUGAAAAGGAUGGACAAACAGUGAUAAAGCAUCUCUUAAAAUGGAAACUGAUAUGUAAAUGUUUUGUACAGUAUAUUUCUAUGUACAUGUUUUUAAUGGACCCAUCAUUCACACUUGCUUGGUGUUUGUACAGUGUUCAUGGCUCUACUGUUUCAGUGUUUUUUAAAAAUCAACCUCUUGAAAGUACUUUCUCUACAACAAAUGACCUCUGGCAAUACUUUCACCCCAACAAAAGUUCUGAUGUAACCCUCCAUUGUGCUAUUUUUGGUGAGGAUCUGACGAUAAACUGGCUUUGAUGUUAGAAAAAAAGGGGCAGAGAGUUGGUAUUUCUCUUUCCUGAAUCUAAGUUGCAUUGACAAGAGGGAAGAGUCUUGCAUCAUUACCACUAUCUUCUCUUGCCUUGCUUUGUUCCAAGCAGCAUCAGAGUCCAGGUGAAGCAAAAUCACUGAUUUCUUUCUAGAUACAUUAUACUUGUUAGAAAAUUGAGCACAUAGCAGCAGUGUCAUCUCCUUCAGUCCCUGUGUGUGAGUGACACGUUUGCUACAUUCAGUAAGCUCUAUUAACUCUUUGAGUCUAACAAAUACACAAUUGGCAAGUCUGUUAAGGGCAACACAAGCCAGAUAGCCGUCACUAACAUAACUUUCAGUCUUUUAGCUCAAAUCGGUGAACCAGCCCUGCCGUUACUGCUUACUGCUGUGGGUGUGUUCGUUCGUUCAUUCAUUCAUUCAUUCAUUCAUUCAUUUUCCAUAAUCCUUUGUCCUGUUAGGGGUCGCGAGAGUGCUAGGGCCUAUCCAAGCUGACACUGGGCGAGAUGCAGGGUAUGCCCUGGACAUGUCGCCAGACUAUCAAAGGGCUGACACAUAGAGAAGGACAACCAUUCAUGCUCACGUUCACACAUACAGGCAAUUUAGAGUCACCAGUUAACCAAGCCUGCAUGUCUUUGGACUGUGGGAGGAAGCUGGAGUACCCAGAUUAAACCUACCCUGAUGUGGGGAGAACAUGCAAACUCCACACAGAAGUGAUGUGCCACUAUAGACCGUGCUACUGAGUUAGCUGUCACUUUGCAGCAGCUCGUUUGUCAGCUCAGCCUGCAUCUUAGAGCACAGAAUACUGGUUAUUUUUUCAGCAUUUUGAAACCCAAUUUAUAUACUUGGUGAUUUUUGUAAAAGUAGUUUAAGUAAAAACUUUUUUGAACAUAGGGUGAGUACAGUUGAUAAUAGAUCCCUAGACUCUGAAAUAAGAAUGUGAAUGAAAUUGAAAAUAUUGCAUACAAAGAUUAUGAUUACUUCUGGUAACUGUUUUCUGCAUUCAUUAAAAAAUGUGAAUUAAGUGUGUAGACAGAGGACAAGUGGCUGUAAGUGACUCUUUGAAGUAUUUGUACAUAAGUGACCAUGUGGACUCGUUAGAAAUUAAUUAAUGCAAAGACACAAGUAUGCUUACCUGGAACAUAGUGUCGCAUGUGGGAGCAGAAAAGGAGCACUUCAACAGUUACAGAGCACCCACGCUAAUAUCUCCCACCAGCUGUUGCUUGAGCAGUCGGAGGCAGGAACAGAUCAGGGGACUCAAACAUUUUCUUUAAGAGCAAAACCAAGAUGUGAAACAAUCUGGACUCUCUGUCAUUAUGGCACUCAAGAAGUGCUGUGGGGGAUUAGAAAAUCGCCAUUGCCAUCAUUUAUCCAUGAUUCAGCAACAGCAUUUUGAAAAGCCAGAAAAUUGAGCUUGUGCAAGGGGCCACUCUUUUAACCAGAAUGGUUAUUACUAGCCCAGUGCACUUAACCAAUAUCCCUAAAAAAUUCUGCACCUUAAUGUUCAGUGCCAAUGUGAGAAGUAGUGUGCCCUUUAUGUAGCAUGGCAGAAAGGAGGUGGAGGUCAAGGUGCUUACAGACCUGCAGUUAAUGUUGGCCAUUCUUAUGCCUCCAUGCUGGGAAUAUCCAUGGCUGGAGUCAUUAUGUAUUUGGGUAUAUCCCGUGAAUGCAGUAUCCCAAGGUAUCAUGAGGCAAAUUUUUCAAAUUUAACACAAAUAUCCACUUUGACUUGAACUGAUUAGGUUACAGAGGUCAAACGUCAAGGUCACUGUGACCUUGUCUAUCUUAUUCUCAUGAAGGUGACAUCUCAAGAACUCCCUGAGGGAUUUUAUUUAUUUUUUUUUUCAAAUUUGGCACAAACGUCUACUUUGAGUCGAGGAUAAACUGAUUAGGUUAUGUUGGUCUAAGGUCAAGGUCACCAUGACCAUGACCUUGACCUCUGUGGACCGUGCUAACGUGCGCGCGCUAACGUGUGCGUGCUUGCGUGCGAGACCAGCGAAAGCAUGUGAACACACAUGAAGGCGGUGCCCAGGUCUCACGGUCUCGCGCAAGCGCACACAUGUCAGCUCAGUGUACAGAGAGGCAGUCAGAGCUACAGGCUAUAGUGAGGCUAAAACAACUUUUUAUGUCGGGACUUCAGGACACUUGGAUCACUACGGAAGAGCAAUAUGGAGGUAUUUUGUGUUUUCAAUUAUGUGCUCUUGGACGUUUUAAUCUGGGUCGCCAUCAGCCAUUAGGUGUGCAGUUGUGCUGCUACCCCCUCUCCCCUUGGAUCUUUGCAAGGGAUGUGAGGACUCUUAAACUUCACCUGAGCCUCCCUCAGUAUAUGGGUGAGUAGAUAAUGGCUGAAUUUUCAUUUUUGGGUGCACUAUCCCUUUAAAGCAAGGUGAAGGGGUUGGGGCAUGAUUUAUAUAUUAUCAAGAAAUCCGACAGGCUCUCAUUUUAGAAGCAGACCUUCGCCUUAACAUUAACCAUACCUCAACCAGAGUUCAUUUGCCAUAACCUCAGAAUUCUAAAAACAUUAGCAAAGAAGCUAAAAAGCACUGUCACUGGAUGUAAUCAAGAAUUUUGCUGAAAUGUCCAGACAUUUCAGAAAGAACAGGGAAUACAAUUAUUGUUGAGUAAUUUAUUGAGUAAAUCCACAUUUGAUACAGGACCCUGAGUGAGAAGCUGUUUUAAUGGGUCAUUGUAAUCAUAUUAGUUGAAAUCUGCCAAGUUUUCCUCUGUAGAAAAUUAAUGGACAGCCAGUGACUUGGUGCUUGUCUUGUCAUUAUUCUGAGGCAUAGGUGUUUACAGUGUGUAGAGUAUGAGGGCAAUGCUGUCUCCAUGCAGGUACUUGUAUGUUCCCCAUGAAGUACACGACUUACAAAUGAUAGCACUUGUGAAUGUGCUUCUGAGGAAAUCAGAUUCUGUUUUUUGCUGUAAUAUAAACAAGUAGGCUCAUUAAAUCAGCAACGCUGGACCAUUUUAUUCACAAGAGGUUCUUUUCAGCUGAUGAGGGAGCCCAGCCUGAUUUCAGUUUACUACAAAAUGGAGAUCAAUUGAUUUCAUUAUAAACGGCUCUAGUAAUUACAAGGUCGCAGCAGCCCAAUCAUUUGAUGUCUGCACUGUUUAUGUUACUGAAGUCCUUCUUUCCUUUUUUCUUUUUUUAAUCUUGCAUCUUGUUUUUAUGUUUGCCAGGUAAAAACCAACGGUUGAAAUGAUGUAUUGAGUGUUCACAAAAUCCCAUGAAUGAGUAGAACCAAUGUAGCAGUCUUGUCAUCAUUAAAGACUCUACAACAAUGCAGGCAGCUCUGUGAGGCUGUAGCAUAGAUUUAUAACAAUAACUAGAUACAAGAUCCCAAGGUGGCGCCUAUCUAAUCCAAUGGCGAUGUGCCCCUGCCACAUAUGCCAAAAAAAAAAAAUGUCUAGCCCUCAGGUUUACUUCCACAGUAUGCGGCCGCUGCAUGUGCGCAGUACUAUUUGUCCUACUGGCUCUGCCCAUGAAUUCCUGCUUUGCUCACAGACUUCACAAUGUGAUGACAUCACAGAUUUCAAUCAUUUUUUUCAGCGUAUGGAAAGUUUUACAAAUAUAAAACCUUUAUCUUUCUUAAUAGAAUUAUUGCCCUUUUAUGCAUUUUGCGGUAUCCUGUAAAGCGUUUUACAGACAAAUUUUAUAUAAAGGUGGUCUAUGGGAAAUGUUUUUAGGGCCAUGGAGAAUUUUUCCACUACAAAGCCAUGACUGGCCCCCUGGGAAUAAUUGGAAGCAAGGCUGAGCUGCUUUCCUGGGGGCCUGGGCUGCACACAGGCACAGACGUACUCUGAGUUCAAAGUUAACAUCAGCAUGCUAACAUUCUUACAGUGACACUGCAAACAUGUUAAUGCUAAGCAGUUUGCCAAUUUAGCAUGCCGACAUUUGCUAAUUAGCACUUAACACAACAGAGCAACAGAGGCUGAUAGAAAUGUCAUUUCAUUUGAAAGUAUUUAGUAAUUAACCGGGGAACGAGAAUCCAUCCAAUAGCUGCUGAGAAAUUUUUCACACACACACACACACACACACACACACACACACACACACACACACACACACACACACACACACACACACACUCAAGCAUUCACACACAAAGACAAAUGUAAACCCUAUGGUAGCACUUAGUAUGGAAAAGUGAGGGGUCACCAAAGUCAUUAAAGCUGAAAUUAGAAAAAAUUAAAAUGCCUUUUAACGCUUUACAUCACAUCCACAUCCAUAUUUUUCACCUAUUCAACAAUGUAUGCCUAAAAAAAUACAAAGUAAAAUUUCUUCAUAUCAAAAUUCAAUCAUGUUUUUAAUUUUUUUUUAAUAUGACAUGUGCUUAUGUAAGCUAGUACCAACCAAUUUCAACUAAUAAUAUCAUGACAUCCACCCAUCAAUCGAUCUGCAACUUUAGUCGCACAGAGCUGAAAUUAUUCAUUGGCUGGCUAGCAACAACAUGCUUCAUUGGUAUGUCUUUGGGUGUUGGCCACUACAGUUGUUAUGUUCUGUCCUCCCAAAAUAGGUAUAGUUAGGGGUCCGCUGCCUAGAAUUUCUUCACUUUGAUAUCUGUGACAGUUUCAGGUUAUGCACGAAGCAUCUUAUAGUUAUAUUAAUACUGCUUGAGCAUCAAAUGGACUUCGCCUCUUUUUCCCAUGGGUGUAUAAAGAGAAGUGGAUACCAUAUUGAAGGUUGGGCCCCGUUCAUCCCUAUUAAAUUUGCUCAGUGAUGCACAAAGCCAAAAAAGUUCAACUGCCGUGUACAAAAUUACGUGCAUGAUCAGUGCUGCUUCCACAUUGUGUGGCCAAUGCAGAAGGCUCAGUAGAAACUUCCAUCGGUCAAGAUGGCAACUUCCAGUGUAGCGCUCCGCUGACUUGAAUUAAAGGAAUAAAACGAUUCAAUCUUGCAGCUCCUCCUGACCUUCACAAUGUUAUCAGACAAAUGGAUUAAUUCCCAGUAGUGAAACAAGUUGUUCUGUGAGGGUUGUGAAAAAAAAAGUAUCACUGAUUUAAAGACAUCUCUUGGCACAUGAGACAAUAGGAAGUCUUUUUGAGUCCAAAGGCAUGACAUGACAGUGUUACAAUGAAGGUAAUUUAGUCUAUUAAGUCUAAAUUAUCCUUUCAACAUCACUAACAGGUCUUAAUGACCAUUCAUGAUGUUUAACCACAAGGUGGCUGCUCUGCAGUGGGCUAUUUAGAAUUAUCUAGUGCUUUAACUUUGCAGCAUCAGGACAGUGAAAAUAAAUGAAUAUGUACUUGGAAUCCAUAGCUACACUAGCUAGAGAGACUCAGGACUAGCCACUGCUAUAGAGGUUCAGCAAAAUAUAGCUGAAAAGGCACUAGGCCACAGAGGUAUGGUGCACAUUUUAGUUGAUAAAAACAUUUGUACAACUGAACAUGGUAUAUGAAUAUCGGAAUGCUAGAAAAAAAGAACUGUUAUUUAUUUCCAUAUAAUGGUCAUCACUUCUGUGUACUCAGUAUGUACCUCUUUAAUGCAUUACACCUACGUUUGCCAACUAAAACUACAAUGAUCCCCGGGACUGCUGUACUGUAAAAGCACUGCUGCAUAACACAGCAGUAUAAGAAAGCUCAACCUCUGUGUAUUAUUUUUAUUAUGCCAUGGUUGUUUGUUUAAUAUAAAGUACUUUAUUAUUAUUGGUAAUAAUAAUAUUGGUGACAGUUAUUAGCUGUGCUUUGUAUUGGUUGAUAUGACUCUGUGUUCCUGUAAAGUAUCUGUGUUCUUGUUGACUCUGUGGAGGCUUUAGUCACUUUCUAUGUUUCAUAUAAAACUUAUUUCAGCCAAACAUCAGAUUCCCUAACCCAAAGAUCCACCAGACAUACUGAAUGAAAUAUAUUAAAAAAAACUGUAUAGCCCUUUAAUUUUGCGAACUAUUUAGAUACGUUUUCUGUACUUUUCUGCACAGACCUAUAAAUAGAUUAUAAUCUGAAUAUGUCUUGGCCCAGUGUUUAUUGUAUUUAAAUCAAAGAAAUGUUUUGCUUCUUUCAACUGAUGGUUCCAUUUUAAUGUAUAUGCCAUGUUUCUCUAACAGAAUGUUAUUACAUUUCAUUUUAAAAAUAAAUAA